AUGGAGAUUAAUAAUGUUAAUGAUGCUUCAACAAAGAUUGACAGGAAAACUGUUGAGAGGAACAGAAGAAUUCGCAUGAAAGGUCUCAUUCAUGAGCUUACAUCCCUUGUUCCUCCUCAGCAUUUUGUUCCAUCCAAGGAACUGCUUUCUCAACGAGACCAGAUUGAUCAAGUUGCUGCUUAUAUCAUGCAAUUAAGAGAGAGAGUAGAGAAUCUGAAGAAGUCUAAAGAGCUAGUCAAGAGCAAAAUCGAAACAAAGGGUACAAAAAGCAGAAAUUCAGCUAUUCCGGGAUCAAGUAUUCCAAUUGUGAAAAUCAGAGAAAUUGGUUCAAACUUGGAAGUGGUUUUAGUAACUGGUUCAAGGAAGAACUUUGCUUUACAUGAAGUCAUCCUAGUUCUUGAAGAACAAGGUGUGGAAGUAGUUAGCAUUAGCAUUUCUACAAUGGACGAUAAAAUCUGUCACAUACUGCACGCUCAGGUUAAAGUUUCCAGACUUGGCGUAGAUACAUCGACAAUUUACGAUAAAUUGCAGAAGUUAUUUAAUUAUGACACUUAA
Messenger RNA from Coffea eugenioides, 555 nucleotides. Its product is annotated as transcription factor bHLH162-like. Gene Ontology annotation, molecular function: RNA polymerase II transcription regulatory region sequence-specific DNA binding; protein dimerization activity; DNA-binding transcription factor activity, RNA polymerase II-specific. Gene Ontology annotation, biological process: regulation of transcription by RNA polymerase II. Bases 1 to 555 code for a protein of 184 amino acids. The transcript is spliced from 3 exons. The record is from RefSeq and is a predicted model, not a curated record. Lineage: Eukaryota; Viridiplantae; Streptophyta; Magnoliopsida; Gentianales; Rubiaceae. Gene Ontology annotation, cellular component: RNA polymerase II transcription regulator complex.